AUGGGUGACUAUGAUGAAGAUACUGCAUUUCUUGGACAGACCGGUCCUUACUUCUGGACCACGUUCUUCCUUCUGAACACAGUUUUUGUGUCAACUGGAUUCAACGGACUUUACAUAGUCUUUGUUGGGGCAGCUCCAAAACACCACUGUUUCAUUCCAGACGUCAACCUGACUGAGGAGUGGAGAAAUGCCAUCAUUCCCUUCAGGAUAGUGGAUGGUGUAGAGGUGCAGAGCCAGUGCAGCAGAUACAAGCUGGAUGUGGUUAGAAAUCUCUCUGCCGAUGGGUACGUUCCUAGAAGGGAUGUUAACCUCAGUAGCAUGGAGCAGGAGGGAUGUUUAGAUGGAUGGAAUUACAGUAAAGAAAUCUACCAAUCUAACAUAGUCACUGAGUGGGACCUUGUUUGUGACAAUCAGUGGAAAGUUCCAUUUGCAUCCUCGACUCUCUUUGUGGGAUACCUUUUUGGGUCUCUAAUCUCAGGCCAGCUCUCUGACAGGUUUGGGAGGAAGAAGGUUGUUUUCAUCUCACUUGCGGCCCAGUGUGUCUCAGUCAUGCUUCAGUCCUUCUCCCAUUCAUGGAGGAUGUUUUGUAUAAUGUUCCUCUUUGUUGGAGCCUCACAGAUUUCCAUCUAUAUUUCUGCAUUUGUACUAGGAACGGAGUUAUUAAGUAAAACCAUGCGUAUACUCUUCACAACUCUCGGGGCCUUCCUUUUCUAUUGCAUUGGGUAUAUGACACUACCUUGGAUUGCAUAUGGCAUCAGAGAGUGGAGGACUCUUCUUGCUGUUUUGUCUGCAACCUCUGUGGUCUACAUCCCACUGUGGUGGUUCAUCCCUGAGUCUCCACGGUGGCUGAUCACGCAAGGAAAAUGGAAGGAAGCCGAGGUCAUAGUGAGAGAGGCUGCAAAGAAGAAUAAAGUUCAGGCACCACCUGUAAUCUUUAAAGAAUCUGAGCUACAGUCAAUGCCUCCAAACAGGACAUAUACCAUGCUUGAUAUUCUGAGAUCCAAGAACAUCAGAUGCAUUACAUUAAUGUGUCUCCUUUUGUGGAUGGCAAUUAACAUUGGAUAUUUCGGUUUAUCUUUGAACACCUCCAACCUUAGUGGUAAUCCCUUCAUGAACUGUUUUUUAUCAGCUACUACCGAGGUCCCUGCCUAUGUUGUGUCUACAUGGCUCCUGAAGAAAUGUCCAAGAAGAGCACUUCUGUCAUCAUUCCUUGUCAUCGGAGGAGGAGUCCUGCUGCUUAUCCAGUUCAUCCCUGAUACCCUUCAGCAUGUAGCUCUGGCACUGGAAAUGACUGGGAAGUUUGGCUUUACCAUGGCAUUCAGCAUCGUCUACAUCUACACAGCUGAGAUCUACCCCACUGUGCUGAGGAACGUCGGCAUGGGAAUGUGCUCCUCGGCUGCACGCAUUGGCAGUAUCACAGCUCCUUACAUCAUCUAUUUGGGUACUUAUAACAAGGUUCUGCCUUAUAUUCUCAUGGGAAGUCUCACAAUUGCUUCAUCUGUGGCUAACUUCUUCCUUCCGGAGACCCUCAAUAAAGAUCUUCCAGAAACAGUGGAGCAGAUGCAAGAAUGUCAGGGGUUGUGCAGAGGAGCCAAAAAGAAGAAAUAUGUCGAAAAUGGGGGAAGUGUCAAUCCACCUAUACUAUGUGAAGCCAAACCUGAUGUAUAA
This is a messenger RNA of Scomber scombrus (Atlantic mackerel), 1668 nucleotides long. It is a transcript of the gene slc22a5, whose product is annotated as solute carrier family 22 member 5. Gene Ontology annotation, biological process: transmembrane transport. Bases 1 to 1668 code for a protein of 555 amino acids. Gene Ontology annotation, molecular function: transmembrane transporter activity. The record is from RefSeq and is a predicted model, not a curated record. NCBI's taxonomy places the organism in Eukaryota, Metazoa, Chordata, Actinopteri, Scombriformes, Scombridae. The transcript has 10 exons. Gene Ontology annotation, cellular component: membrane.